CACCCCACCCUCCCCAAGCCUGCAGGACUAUCCACUCAGUCUGCCCUGGAGCUGGCAAUAGGAGUUUGGAGGGGCUGACGUCUCCGCCCAGAUGGCCUCGAGGCUGACCCCGCUGACCCUCCUGCUGCUGCUGCUGGCUGGGGAUAGCGUCUGCUCCAUUGAGAAUGGGACCCUUCACAGCACCAUGGAUCCAGAGAGCAUUCAAGAAGAAAGUCAAGGGGACAUCUUGAGAGACGAUAACCCGGAGAAUGUGUCCAUUUCACACCCCGAAGCCUCUUUCCAAACCAACUCAACCAUCCUAACAACCAGUAACACCAGUUUUGAAGCCUCCACUGAGCCUACCACUCAAUUCAACCUCACAACUGCCCAGCCCACUUCUGCAUCCUGUUGGGGGACUUUCCAGUCCUGCUCUGACUUGGAAAGUCAUUCAGCAGAAGGCUUGUUGGGAGAGUCUUUGGUAGAUUUCUCGGUGAAGCUCUACCACGCCUUCUCGGCACUGAAAAAGCCCGAGACCAACAUAGCCUUUUCCCCGUUCAGUGUCGCCAGCCUCCUCACUCAGGUCCUGCUUGGGGCUGGGGACAAGACCCGGAAAAACCUAGAGAGCCUCCUCUCCUACCCUGAGGGCUUUGCCUGUGUCCACGAGGCCCUGAAAGCCAUUAAGUCCAAAGGCUUCACCUCAGCCUCCAGGAUCUUCCACAGCCCAGACCUGGCCAUAAGGGACACCUUCCUGAACGCCUCUCAGAGGCUGUACGGCAGCAGUCCCGGUGUCCUGGGGAAUGACAGCAAUGGCAACCUGGAGCUCAUCAACAGCUGGGUGGCAAAGAAGACCCAGGGCAGGAUCCGCCAGCUGCUGGAUAGCCUGCCCUCCGACACCCGCCUCGUGCUCCUCAACGCCGUCUACCUGAGCGCCAAGUGGAAGACAGUAUUUGAUCAGAAAAAAACCAGGAUGGAGCCCUUUCGCCUCAAAUCCUCUGAGAUAAAAGUGCCCAUGAUGAUUAGCAAGAAGUACCCCGUGGCCAGUUUCACCGACCGGACUUUGAAGGCCAACAUUGGGAUGCUGCAGCUCUCCCACAAUCUGAGCUUGGUGAUCAUGGUGCCCCAGCACUUGAAGAACCAUCUGGAAGACUUGGAACAGGCUCUCAGUCCCUCUGUCUUCAAGGCUAUCAUGAAGAAGCUGGAGCUGAGCAAGUACCAUCCCACUCUCCUGAUGCUGCCCCGUAUUAAAGUGAAGAGCAACCAGGACAUGUUGCCCAUUUUGGAGAAACUAGAAUUCUUUGACUUUACCUAUGACCUUGACCUGUGCGGGCUGACAGAGGACCCAGAUCUUCAGGUCUCUGCGAUGCAGCACCAGACCAUGCUGGAGCUGACGGAGUCUGGAGUGGAGGCUGCUGCGGCCACUGCUGUCUCUGUGGCCCGAACUCUGCUGGUCUUCGAAGUCCAGCAGCCCUUCCUCUUUAUGCUCUGGAACCAAGAAUACAAGUUCCCUGUCUUCAUGGGGCGGGUGUAUGACCCCAGGGGCUGAGGAACCCAGCAGGGGCCCACUGUGGGCAAGCCCACACCCUUCACUCUUGGCUCUCCCAGUUGCAGCCCACUGUUGCCUGCCUGGACAGGCCCUGAGCCAGCUCCUGCCCAGGUCUCCUGUAUCCCCUGUCAUCCAGGGUCUGGCAAAGGAACCUGCUUCUGUCCCUUCCCUGUGACUCUGCAAAAUACUUUUUACAGCUUUCUCUGGUUCAAGUUGACCACACUACAAAUAAAACCUGGCAGACCAUGACAUCCUCUCAUUUAAAGUAUAGAGGACAAACACUCUAGUGGACCUUGUAUCAGCUACCUAUGACUGUGUAACAAAUCACUCCAAACUUAGCAGCUUCAAGGAGCAACCAUUUAUUUUACAUAAACCUUGGGGUUGGCUGAGUGGCCAUGCUGAUUGGGCUGGACCUGGCUGGUCUCCCUGGGCUGGCUUGUAUGUCUAAAGGCGGUGGAUGGGUUGGGGAAGGACUCAUGGUAGGAUAUUCUCCACUUGGCUCUUCUCCAUCCUGCCAUCAGGCUAUCUACCCUGCAAUAGUACAAUUCCAAGAACAGGCGGUCUUUUUCACAGCUCUGCAUCUCUGCUGGCAUCAAGGCUACCAUUUCCCAUCAGCCAAAGCAAGUCACAUGGCCAUACCUGGAGGGGAAAGACCUGCCAAGGUUCCAUGGCUGAGUCACCAGCUGGGGGAGAAUCGUGCCAUGUGUUUAUCCCAGCCCCUGCCACAUUAACUGGUCUGCAACAACUGGCAGCAGUAGUGACGAGCUCAGGUGAUUGGGAACUCACAGGUGGUCUGCCAUGAGCUUUGCAGGCCUUUGAUCCUCACAACUUUAUCUAGUAAAUUGAGAGCGGCUGAGUCUCUUAUUCAGAGUCACUCCUGGUAGGAAAUGCCAGACAGGAACCUGCAAAACCGUCUCUGUGGCCCUUAAGUCUGAACUCAUGGCCCCACCUUCUUUGUUUCUACCUCUCUAUCUUAAAGCCCUCCCUUCUCUUGGUGUUUCAUUUAUUUGUUCAACAGAUAGCAUGCCUAGCACUUGUCAGGCUAAGUGACACUGACAUAAAACGUGGGUCUACUUCCAAAACCUAAUGCUUGUUGGGGGCCACGGAUGGGAAGAUAACUUUUUGGGGGAGGGAUAUUGACCCUAAAUUUUCAUUCCAUCUCUGAAGAUAUCUCAGCACCAACUGGAAAUGUGAACAAGGAGAGGCAAAAGGUAGAAAGUGAUUCUGACCCUGCACACAGUACUUUGUGACCGUCCCCACCAUGCUGAGAGCCAGGUAGUAUUCCUGUCUGUGAGCUGAGGGAGGUAAAACUCAGAAAUGUUAAGGUCACACAAUUGUAAUUGAUCUGAAUUUCAAUGGACUAGGUGGCUUAUUUGGUCAGGUUAUUUCCCUUCUUUCCAAACUAGACUAUAAAUCAGAUCAGUGUUUUCUUAUAACCUCCACCAGGUGCCCCACCAAGCUUAUUAAAGUGCCUAACGCUAAAAACAAAAACUGAGUGAAUGAAUGAUUGAAUGAAUGAAUGACCACAUCCAGGUAGGAGGGAAAAAGACUCCUAUGCAUCUAGAAAAAGUAGAGGAUCUCCCUGGUGGUGCAGGGUGUAAGUCUCAGUGCCAUCACUGCUACUGCCCAAGUUUGAUCCCCAGCCAGGGAGGUGACCCACCUGGCACAGUAGACCUCGCCUGUCUCGCCCCGCUGCUCCCCUCCCUUCAGCAGUGUAUUUCAGUAGAUCCACCUAUUCUGCUCCCCACUCUGUCUCUGGUGAAUCCUUUCACACCCCGGACUUCUGGCCUACAACCCAGUUUUUCUAUGCAUAAAUCUCUAAAAAAAAAAAAAAAGUAGAAAAACUGAACACAGAAUUUAAGUAUUUCCUGUUGUGAGGCUUUUCUUAUAAUAGGAUGUGAACCAAUUUUUUUUGUUUGUUUUUGUUUUUAGCUCAUUCAUGAUUGAGUCAGUGUGGGGCUGGCAGGUCUUGGGUCUUGGUUGUGUAUCUCCUGCAGUCAGCUGGGGGUUAGCUGGAAGGUCUGAUGAAGUUUGGCUUUGCUCAGCUGGUCUAGGUCUUGGGUCUUAGCUGAGAUGAAUGAGCUGACAGACUCUGCUCCUUUUGGUCUCUCAUCUCCCUGGCGGUUAAUCUGACCUUACUCAUUUGGAGUAUAAGAAUCUAAGAAUGUGGGCACAGGCAUGAAAAACCUCUUGUCUAAACUAGAAAGUCAUGUAACAUCUGUUCUGGUUUAUUCUGCUGGCCAAGGCAGGUCAUCAGACCAGUUUAGAUUUAAAGAGGAUAAGUCUCUGGGGCCUCCCUGGUGGCGCAAGGGAUUAAGACACAACCUAUGAAACUAUCCACAGCCACUGCGGCACGAGUUAGAUCCCCAGCCAGGUGGCUACCCACAUGGUGCAGCAGACCUCUCCUGCCCCACCUGCUGUUCCCCUCAGCAGUGUAUUUCAUUCAAUUUGCCUGUUCCCACUCUGACUCUGGUGAAUCCUCUCACCACAACCCCACACUUCUGGCCUGUACCCCAGUUCUUGUAUGCAUAAAUAAAUAUUUUUUUUAAAAAAAGAGGGUAAGUCUCUGCUUCUCAAAAGACCUGCAGUCACUCUACACAAAGGCCAUUGAUACAAGAAAGCAUAAAUUGCUAGCCACAUAGUUGUCUUACGCUAGUGAAGAAUUAGCAAUUUCUGCAGUAACUUGCUGCUCUGAGGCUUUCCUAAAAGAGCUAGAUGCUUUUUGUCUAUAUCAUAAGAAUAUUAGAAAUGACAUGUCAAGUUUCAAGUUGCUUGCAUGUAAUUUUACUCUUUCUUCUGCUACCGCUGUGUCACACCUAACAACCCCCAACUUCUCUGCCUGCAAAUGUCAGUUCUGAAAAAGGAUGAUAUACCCAUAGACACACACAUCUAAGACCUCUAUCCUCCCACCCUACUCUGGGCUAGACAGCGUUCAAGUGAUCUGCUUCCCAUCCUCAACCACACAAUCCUCCUGGUGGGGUUUGGUUGAGGGAGAGAACCCUAAAGAGUGAUCAGGGUUCUGUUGCAGUUAGUCCUUGCUGCCACAUGGUGUCACUGUUGAAACUUUGUCCUGCAUAGCCUUUGAACACUUGGAACUUCCCAUGAAUUCUAGAUUCUCAGCCAAUGUGAAUUUAAUUCUCUUUGGUUCCAAAGUUUAUGGUUUGCAAAUGUUUAACCACUAUUUCCAAAGAUUAGUACUUUUGGGUUUUGCCUGGAUUCUGGAAGACUUGCUGUCUGAGCCACAUGAUAUGUUAGAACCAGCCUGGUCCUUACAAACCAUUACAGCCCAGCUAGAACCGCAAUAGCAGCAACAACUACCUAAAGCACAUCUCACAUGUACCAAGCUGUCAGGUGCCACAUGAAGAACUUUCCAUGGGUAACAAUUUUACUUAAAGAUGAUUGCACCUCAUGAAAGGGCCAUGUUACUGAAGACAUGUUAUAACUCCAGACUAUAUGAUUUGACACUGUAUUUCCCAAAAGAAUAAUUAUAAAAGGUAAGGAGAGGGCUCUUCAACCACUGUAGAAUUUUUUUGUCAUUGUGUUUAUUUACUAAACACUAAAAUCUCUGCUGUUUCACCACAUGGCAUGUCAUGACAGUUACUUGGGCUUUUUCAGGGUUUUAUAUUUAACUUCCAUUACAAAGUUAUUGAUUCUGGACAGUGUUUUUGGCACCAAUGCCACCACUUAAUGAACAAUGAGAUAACAUCAUUCUAGGAUACAGAAAAAAUUUUAAAUGAUAAAGUUGAAUAUUAAGAUAACAGUACAUUAGUCAUUAAUGUCACUAUCACGAGUUAUAAUCUACAUAAACAGCUCUAGAUUCACAAGAGAUCAAUGUCGAUGGCAAUUAUUUGCUUUGGUCAGUUCAAGUGAUGUCAUGUGGCAAUAACUGUAAUUACAACCCACUCGACUGCCAAUUUUGAAGUCACACAACCUCAAUUUUUUAUUAAUUUAAGGGGACUUGAAGCUUUUCACAUUUGCAUAAUUCAAAUUCACAUAACAGGAUAGCAUCACACCAUUAUGAUCCUUUUUUAAUAGAGGAAAAUGAAGCUUUAGAGAGCAAUUAAUCUAACCCUCCAAUGUCUCACGGCUGAUGAAUAGUGGAGCUGGGAAUAGACCCCAGUGCUUAGAACUUAGAUUCCAUUUCUCUCAAGGUAACUUUAUUUUAGAGAAUCUACUAAUAUUCCUGUCCCAAGCAAGCCCUAGUUGAAAUUACAUUCAUCCGUCCCAAAACUUCUCCACAGAAUUUUUUUUUAAAGUUUUAUUUAUUUAUGCAUACAAGAGCUGGGGUACAGGCCAAAGGUGCAGGGUUGAGAGGAUUUGCCAGAGACAGAGUGGAGUGCAGAACAGGAGAAUUGACUGAAAUACACUGCUGAGGGGAGCAGCAGGGAGACAGUAGAGGUCUGCAUGCCAUGUGGGUCAGCUCCUUGGCUAGGGAUCGAACCCAUGUCGCAGUAGCUGUGGAUUGCCUCAUAGUGCUUAUGCUUAACCCCUUAUGCCACCUGGAGGCCCUGUCCACUUAUUUAAGGGCUGCCAUUCUGAGACCAGUGCACAGUUCUCUGCCCCCCAGUGUUCUCUGCUAUUCCCGGCCAACAGCACCUCCUCUUCCAAAUACCACCCCAACAUACACAACCUUGGCUAAUCUAUAACAUAGUCAUGUAUUUUGCCUUUUCAAUCCAUCCCCCAAGAGGUUCCUUAGGAACCUGGUUGAGUAGGUGCUUCUCUGGCACCAUAGAAGCUUAAAAAAUGCUUAGUAAAAUACUUUUGAGUCAAAGUGUGCAAUGUCCAAUAUUUGGGUAAAGAUUGCAUCAUAUAAUGAUGACGCUGAUGUUAUCCUAAUGUCAUGUGUCUCCUCCCAUAACCAAUGCAGGUAGGAAUCCUGACAGCAUAGCUUCUCAUAGUUAUAUCAGCUAUGGUUCUGCCUUACAAGUCGUCUCUAGGAGAAAUGGCACAACGAUGUGAGGGUGAUCUUUCCAGCUCUCUGCUGCUCUGGGUCUCUUAUCCUUGGGGUCAGGAUUUUUAACACUCCAUGGGUGGAUGCUCCAGUCAGAUUGAGGGAUAGUUCCAUCAUGGUCACUCAGUAAACAUCUGGAGUCAGGAAGUUUAGCUAUUCCAGGAUUAAACAAUGGGCCACCCUGCAGAUUUUCUUUCCUUAUCUAUUUAAAUCUACUACCUAAAGAAAAUCUAUACUCUGCUAUUGUUCUGCAGGGACCUUUUCCUUUUCCCUUUUCCCCUGGUUGAUACAUGGCAUCUAUAGAAUUGUAUGGUCAUACUCUUCAUCUGUUUUCACUUAAAAAUUUAAUCUAACAAUUAAAAAAAUAUGAAAAAAUUAGCUCUCCAGAAGAAUACUGGGAAAAAAGGAGAAAACUAAUUUCUGAUACCAAAUAGUCUCUGAUACUAACUAGUCUCUGAUGAGGACAGUCCUUGAGUCCUGGCCUAUUCUUGUCCUGGGACGCUCCCUGUCUCAAUAGGGUUGGGAGUUGGUUUGACAUGGGAAGUUCUUGCAAACCAGAGAAAGUUCUCUGAUUUCAUGCCCCCACUUACUGCUCUGAGCUAUAGAGUGGUGGUCGCCCACCCAAACCCACCUACUAUUCUUGCAGCUUUCACAAUAGCCAAGAGAUGGAGGCAUGUGGAUCAACAGAAUGCAGGGCCUCCCUGGUGGCACAAGGGUUGAAGUCAGUGCUAUCAAGCUAUCGCCAGCUGCUGUGGCAUGAGUUCGAUCCCCAGCCAGGGAGCUAACCCACAGGGUACAGCAGACCUCUCCUGUCUCACCCACUGUUCCCCUCAGCAGUAUAUUUCAGUCAGUCUGCCUGUUCUGCUCUACUCUGUCUCUGAGAGUCCUCUCACCCCCUGUACCUGGCCUGCACCUUAGCUCUUGUAUGCAUAAAUAAAUAAAUCUUUUAAAAAAAUAAAGUAGCACAGGUCUUAGAAAGAGAAAGUAGGAGGGUGUGAUCAGGGCCUGGGGAUAGUGGGAGAAGGGAAGUCCUGUUCAAUAUGUAAGCAUUUCAAUUUUGUUGGACAAAAAAGUUCUAAAAAUGUGUUGUGAAAUGUGUAUAUAGGUAACCCUACUGUCCUGUAUAGUGAAAAUGGCUGAAAGGGUAAAUGUUAUGGGUUUUUUUUUUUUUUUGGUUUUUUUUUUUACCACACACAUACAAAAGCUCCAUUCAUGGGCAAUAAGGAUGCCCCAGGGACUCCCCAGCAGUGAGAUACUUACCCCAACUCGCACAAUGGGUAUUGUCUUCCUCCUUCAUGAAGGGAGGAGCAGAGAAGCUGAGAGACUUAUUUGAACCAACAGCCACCUGACCCCAGCACUCUCAGCCUCUCACGCUUAGACCAACAGCUAUGACACUGAGCUUGGAAGCAAAACCUUCCCCACCAGUCUUCAGAUAAGACCCCACCCUGGGUGACACUCUGAUUUCAGCUUCAGGAGAAAUCAGGAUCCAAGGACUCAGCAACUAUUACCCCGCCCAGAUUCCUGAUCCACAGACACAAUGAGAAAAGAGGUGUGUGUGGUCUGAAGCCUCUGUGUUUUGGAUAAACUUGUUACCCAGCAACAGGCAACUAAUCAAUAUACCUGGCUUGUAUGACAGACCAGAUGAGGUCUGUUUCACGCAGAUCCUGGAGACUGCAAGCAGAAAGUAGGGGUGUCUCCCCAAAGAAAGCUAAGGUGUAGUGUUAGAAGCGGAUGGAAUGCCUCCCUGGUGGAGCAAGGGGUUAAGACGCAACCUAUGAAGCUGUCCACAGCUUCUGAAGCAUGAGUUCGAUCAACGGCGCCCAGGGAGCAACCCACAUGGUGCAGCAGACCUCUCCUGUCUCACCUGCAAUUUGGUAGAUCUGCCUGUUCUGUUCCCCACUCUGUCUCUGGUGAAUCCUCUCACCCUCCGCCCACCCCUCCCCACCGGCCACAUCUGGCCUGUACCCCAGCUCUUGUAUGCAUAAAUAAAUAAAUCUUUAAAAAAAAGAAAAGAAAAGAAAAGAAGGGGAUGGAAUCCAAGCAGGCAAAAGUUCCACAUGUCUACCUCACAAAUCUGUUUGGGAAUGUAAGGAGGCAGCUGGAAACACAUCUGGAGCUAUAGAUUUGGCAGUGAUUCGUAUAAGCACAGGUGACGGUUGAAACUCUAAGACUGGAUGAAAUUGUCCUCCAAGGGAGAAGCAUCGAGGGCAGAUCUUUUGGAAAUACCAAGAUUUAAGGGACAGAUGGAAGAAGAGGCAGAGGUGAGCAGGCCAGGGCAGAGGUCUAGCAGACACAUCUGACAUCCAACACUUUGUGCUCGUCUGGUUGGUAAGACACAGCCGAGAAGUCACGGCCUCUCUCAGAAAUGCCGGCCUUCAGUUUGGAGUUGUAUAUCGGGAAACCACAACAGAGAAGUCAGCAUGGAAAUCAGGCUCACGGAUGAGUUUGCCCAGUGAGACAGCGGCUGUAGCGGCUGGGGAGGGAAGUGGACUCACGGAGAGGGAGUGGAGAUGGGAUAGUUGGAGAGCAAGGAGGCAUUGCCCAGAGGCCACAGGCCUUUCAAGACUGAUACAGUCACUCCAGGCAAAGUCUACGAAGUGGACUGUGUGCUAUGAGGCUUGAGAAAAGAACGAAGCAUCAGUAUUGAGGGAGCCACAGGUCAUCCAAGUGGGAAAUAUUCAGUGGGAAUAAGGGGUAGAGACCAGACAGCAAGGGUUAGAGAAUGGGAGCCGGUGAAGGAGAGUGGUGAAUGCAGACUGGAAUUGAGAGAAUUUUCGGGGCAGGUUGUGCGAAGGUUUGAGACCAGGUGCAGGCUGGGUUGAGAGUCUGAACCAUGUGGGCCUUCCUGGUGGCGUAAGGGGUAAAGUCUCAGCACUAUGAAGCUAUCGGCAGCCACUGCAGCAUAAGUUCAAUCCGCAGCCAGGGAGCUACCCACAUGGCACGGCAGACCUCUCCUGCCUCGCCCGCUGCUCCCCUUAGCAGUGUAUUUCAGUAGAUCUGCCUGGUCUGCUCCCCACUCUGUCUCUGGCGAAUCCUCUCACCCCCUGCACCUCUGGCCUGUACCCCUGUUCUUGUAUGCAUAAAUAAAUAAAUCUUAAAAA
Talpa occidentalis (Iberian mole) is the source of this 9574-nucleotide messenger RNA. It is a transcript of the gene SERPING1, whose product is annotated as serpin family G member 1. Gene Ontology annotation, biological process: negative regulation of endopeptidase activity. The transcript is spliced from 8 exons. The record is from RefSeq and is a predicted model, not a curated record. Gene Ontology annotation, molecular function: serine-type endopeptidase inhibitor activity. Bases 92 to 1522 code for a protein of 476 amino acids. NCBI's taxonomy places the organism in Eukaryota, Metazoa, Chordata, Mammalia, Eulipotyphla, Talpidae.